AUGGCCAUCCAUGGUAGAGCAGCUGGUCAGAUGGAAAACGAAAAUCAAACUAAGACUAUAUAUAUGAGUGGAGGAGAAAAUAUCUUAAAGAAUGGAGCAGCGACAUAUACUCUGAGUUAUAGAGGAGAAACAGAGCAGAGUAACCACCAGGAAAGACAUAACAGUGGUCGGACUUUGCGGAAGACUGAAGCUUGGAUCCAGGAGCGACGGAGUAUGUUUCGCAGUGUGAAACAAAGAGAUGUGCCACCGUGGAGAGCUUUCUGGGUUUAUACGAUCUCACCGAAGAAGAAGAUGCAAGGUUUAGGCGAUGAUGCUUACAGGCGGAUAUGGUGUAAAUGGUCGGUGGAGGGGUUUUAUCAUCUCUUGACUCCUUACUACCAACAAGGAACACCUUCAGUACUGGAGAUUGUUAAAAGCCACUUCAGUUGUUUCCUGAGCAACAUUGAUGAUAAAAUGUAUGAAUCUGCAGAGCCAGAGCAUUUUGUUGAUCUUCUGAGGUCUUGUUAUCUGCCGCUAGUUCCAAUCAGAUUGGAAGAAGGCAUAUCUACGAUUUACAAUGCGCCAAAAGCAACAGAGCUACACAAUGCUGGUGUUAAGUUCAAGCCAUCAGAGACCAGUAGUUGUUUACUUGAUAUUAAAUUUGCUGAUGGAGUGCUGGAGAUUCCUACUAUUUUUGUUGAUGAUCUCACGGAAUCCCUCUUCAGGAAUAUCAUUGUGUUUGAACAAUGUCAUUGCUCAGAUAAGAGCUUCCUCCACUACAUCAGGCUUCUCAGUUGCUUCAUUAGAUCCCCUGCGGAUGCUGACUUGCUCAUCCGCCGUGGGAUCUUUAUGAACAGUCUUGGAGCCGCAGAAGAUAUUUCAGAUGUGUUCGAUAACAUCUGCACAGAGGUUGUCUUUGGCAGAAAGUUUUACUUUCAGAGCCUCUCUGAGAAGUUACAAUCGUACUGCAACACACCAUGGAACAGGUGGAAGGCGAUUCUGAGACAUGACUAUUUCCACAAUCCUUGGUCAGUUGCUUCUGUUUUGGCUGCUUUGCUUCUUCUCCUUCUCACUUUCAUACAGGCUGUAUGCUCUAUCUUGGCCCUGUGA
This is a messenger RNA of Raphanus sativus (radish), 1089 nucleotides long. Its product is annotated as UPF0481 protein At3g47200-like. NCBI's taxonomy places the organism in Eukaryota, Viridiplantae, Streptophyta, Magnoliopsida, Brassicales, Brassicaceae. The coding region runs from base 1 to 1089 and encodes 362 amino acids. The transcript is spliced from 2 exons. The record is from RefSeq and is a predicted model, not a curated record.